Molecule: messenger RNA, 4794 nt
Organism: Pararge aegeria (speckled wood butterfly)
Lineage: Eukaryota; Metazoa; Arthropoda; Insecta; Lepidoptera; Nymphalidae
Gene: drosha
Product: ribonuclease 3
Exons: 19
Coding region: 1-4230 (1409 amino acids)
Biological process (GO): regulation of gene expression; primary miRNA processing; pre-miRNA processing
Cellular component (GO): nucleus
Molecular function (GO): ribonuclease III activity; double-stranded RNA binding
Source: RefSeq, a predicted model, not a curated record
AUGUCAGUACCGCCCUUGGAUUUCAGUGUCCCGCCGCCUCAUUUCGGAGUCGCUCCGCCGAGCCAUACUGGUAUUCCGGUCUUGAACUCUACGCCUGCACAUAUGUAUAUCCAUCCACCGCCAUUUUUGCCGCCAGUCCAUCCUGUGGACGUACCGCCGCCAACCUACGUGAAUAUAUCCGCGCCAGUUAAUAUUCCUCCGCCCACGCCGGCCUUCCCACCUCCUGUUUUAUAUCCUCCCCCAAGUAUACCAACAAAUUAUACCUAUCGACAAACUAAUCAAUAUACAUUAAGAACGUCUUCAACGUCGUCAGUAUCUGGCAGCAGCUAUGCAAUGCCAAAAACUGUCCCUAGUGCACCAGAUUUUAAUUAUUAUAACAAAGACAUCAAAAGUGUCAGGGAUUAUGCAUUUAAUCAAUAUGGUAAAAGUUGUAUUAGAAGUUCAAGGGAGUCUUCAUCAUCAAGCUCUAGGUACUCUGUGAGUCGUGAAAGGGAUAGGGCUCAAUAUGAGAGGGACAGCAGAUAUGAUAGAGAUAGGAUGCAACCACCCAGAUCAAGUCGAAGCCCAAGUAGUAGUAGCAUUAGAUACAGCCGGAGCCCAUCUAGAUACCACAGAGAUAAAGAGGAGCAAUACCGCAGAGAGAAAUAUGCUGAAAAGAGAUAUGAGUAUGAGUGCAGAAAACGGGACUAUGAAAGACUUAGGAGUCCAUCAAGUAAUAGAGAUCAUAGGAGUAAAAGUCGCAGCUAUGACAGUCACGAUGAUAGGGCAAGAUUCAAAUCACCAGACAGACAUAGAUAUCACUCACGUCAUAGGGAAGUGUCAUCAUCUCAUUCACAAAGUCGUUCAAGGGAGCUAUCACCAAGAGCUUCCAGAGAUUCAAUGCCACCAAAAAGUGUCAGUGAUCGGGAAAAAAUAUUAAGUGAUUUUAGGAAGAACUACUGCAGAACUUCAGAGGACUUUAUAAAAAAGAUAGAGCAAUGGUCAAAGGAGCACAAUUCUGAUGAAGAGGAAAACACCAAAAUGUGGUACAGAAGUUCACCAGCUGAGCUUUAUUAUAAUACUUUGGAAGAAGGUGCAGGUGUGGAACAGACAAAAAAGUUAGAGAAAAUUUGUGAGAAAUUCUUGAAAACCCUCAUUGAACGAGGAAGAAAUGCUAGACCUGUUGAAGAUGAACUACCCCCUUUAAAGCCGCCAAAAGCAAAAAUGUGUAGACACAGAUUGGAGGAAAAUGCCUCGUCGUCUUCAUCAGACAGUGAAGAGAGCAUUGAUGAAGACGGGUUGCACGGCUACACUGAUAGAAUAAUGCUGGAGUUGCAGAGAAAACAGAGCCAUCCUCGGCGGUUGCAUCCAGAAUUAUGGUUCAACAACUCCGGCGAGAUGAACGGAGGACCGCUUUGUCGCUGCAGUGCGCGAGCUCGUCGCAACGGUAUACGACAUGGAGUGUACACGGGGGAACAACAAUUCCCCAAGUGUAUCCCAACGCAAAGCAAUAUUGAGAAACUGUAUCAUUAUCGAAUUACAGUGUCACCACCAACAAACUUUCUAAUUAAAGCGCCCACAAUAAUAGGUCACGACGAGCACGAAUUCCUAUUCUCUGGGUUUUCAAUGUUUUCACAUUACAAACUCAAAAAGCUACCAAAAUGCAAAGUGAUACGGUUCAAUAUCGAAUACACGAUAUUGUAUGUUGAAGAACCGCCGCCUCAGAACUUCACCGUGCAAGAAUUAGAUUUGUUCGAGGAGUUUCUAUUCAAAGAGUUAUUGGAGUUGGUGGACUUAGAUUUGGGCAAGGCUACAGAAGAUUCUUGUUCGCAAUUCCACUUUAUGCCGCGAUUUGUACGAUAUCUUCCCGAAGGUGGAUGUGAGGUUUUAUCAAUGUGCGAAGUACUCAAAUAUCUCAUAAACGAGAGCGGUUUUCUAAUUCCACCGGACAUGCUGGAGGAUUUUCACAAUAUGGAUCAUUUUAGCUGGCAGAAGUUUGUUGACGGAAUAAAAGGCAUGAUAGUAACUUAUCCAGGCAAAAAGCCGUGCUCAGUCCGCGUUGACCAAUUGGACCGCAGUCCACCCGUCACCUCUGAAGAUGUCAAGAAUCCCAAAGAACUGAAGAGAUACUUUCCCGAAAUCGUGCAUUUCGGUAUCAGACCACCUCAGCUGAGUUACGCCGGAAAUCCUGAAUAUCAAAAAGCAUGGCGCUUCUACGUAAAAUACCGUCAUCUGAUAGUCAACAUGGCGAAGCCGUCGUACAAAGAGCGACAUAAGUUGGCCGCCAAGGAAGCCAAAUUACAAGAGAUGAGGACACAAAGCAAAAUGAAGAGGGACGUCACAGUUGCGAUUUCUUCACAAGGUUUUCACACAACUGGCCUAAUGUGUGACGUGGUGCAGCACGCGAUGUUAAUACCAGUCCUAGUGCGUCAUUUACGAUUCCACAAAUCAUUGGACAGUUUGGAGAAAACUAUAGAAUACACGUUCAAGCGAAGAUCUCUGUUGCAAACUGCCCUCACACAUCCGUCAUACAGGGAGAACUUUGGUACGAACCCUGAUCAUGCUCGGAACAGUUUGACCAACUGUGGCAUAAGGCAGCCGGAGUAUGGCGAUCGAAGAAUACAUUAUACAAGGAAGAAGGGCAUUGUAACACUAAUAAAAAUUAUGUCCCGUUUCGGAAAGCAUAACGAAACUGAGUCCGAGCUCAAACACAACGAGCGUCUUGAAUUCCUCGGCGAUGCGGUGGUAGAGUUUAUAUCCUCCAUACAUCUAUUCCGCAUGUUCCCCGGCCUAGCUGAGGGGGGGCUGGCGACCUUCAGAGCCUCGAUUGUACAGAACCAACAUCUGGCGCAAUUGGCCAAGAACAUAGGUCUAGAACAAUACAUGCUAUGUGCACACGGAUCGGAUUUGUGCCGCGAAGUGGUGAUGCGACAUGCGAUGGCCAACUGCUUUGAAGCGCUAAUGGGCGCACUAUUCCUCGAUGCUGGAGUUGGGGUUACUGAUAAAGUGUUUGGCCUAGCUCUGUGGUACAACGAACCUGAACUUCUAGAUGUUUGGAAUAAAGAUCGACCCCACCCGUUGCAAGAUCAAGAGCCGCUCGGUGACAGAAAAUAUAUAAAAGAUUUUGAAUUUCUGAAGCGAUUGACAGAAUUUGAGGAAUCUAUUGGUGUUCAAUUCAAACACAUUCGUUUGCUGGCACGUGCGUUCACUGAUCGUUCAGUAGGAUUCACGAAUUUAACUCUCGGUUCCAAUCAACGUUUGGAAUUCCUAGGCGAUACUGUGCUACAGCUAGUGGUCUCUGAUCGACUGUAUAGACACUUCCCGGACCAUCACGAAGGGCAUUUAUCGUUACUUCGCUCGUCACUCGUUAACAACCGCACGCAGUCAAUGGUGUGUGACGACCUCAACAUGUCCGAAUACGCGAUAUACAACAAUCCUAAAGCGAAGCCUACCACCAAGAAGCACAAGGCCGAUUUGCUUGAAGCAUUCUUGGGCGCUUUGUAUAUUGACAAGAGUCUAGAAUACUGCCAAACGUUUUGCAACGCCUGCCUGUUCCCGCGCCUGCAGGAGUUCAUAAUGAGCCAGGGCUGGAACGAUCCCAAGUCGAAGUUGCAACAGUGCUGCCUCACUCUACGCUCCAUGGAGGGGGGAGAGCCGGACAUACCUGUGUACAAGGUGAUCGAGUGCCUGGGGCCCACGAACACGCGUGUGUACACGGUGGGCGUGUACUUUCGCGGCACGCGUCUCGCCGCCUCCCGUGGCCACUCCAUACAAGAGGCUGAGAUGAACGCCGCCGAAGAGGCACUCAGCUGCGCGCACGAACUAUUCCCACAACUGGACCACCAGAAACGAGUGAUAGCGAAAAGCGUGCGCAAAAAGAAAAAUCCUCAACGUUCCUUGCGCGACGCUCCGAACAGUCGGAUACAGUCGCUCAACGAGACCUUUGUCACAGAAAAAGCCAUAGAUGAGAGUGUACCAAAGGCUUAUAGGCCUGGAGCAAAAGAGGAAAGCUCGGAUGAAAGUGUUCACGAAGCUUCCGAUAAUGAACUGGUGGAAAAUCGGGAGGAAAGGAACUCUAACGACGAUUCUGGCUUGGACAGUGACUCGGAUUCUGGAUCGCAAAAACUCGAGAAUGUCAAAGUGAGCAGUCUACUCAGCGAUAUGGAGAAACUGAAGGAACAGUUAAUAGAACGCAAUGAGUAUGAGAAGUUGAAAGAGAAGUGCCGAAAGUCCGACUCGGACGACGAUUGAAACAUUUAAUUCUUAUAAAAUGAAUUAAUAAUAUUGAUAUCCGUUCUUAAUAUUAUAAAGUGUACUAGUUUUCUUAUUAUUUAUAAAAUGUAGAGAACUAUCGCUGAACUAAUAUUGAUAUAUUUCGGCAAAGAGAUAUCUUGCAUCCUAGAGGAGUCGUACAGGAUUUAUAAGUUUGCAACAUUGAAGUGGAUAUGGAAUACUUAUUGUUUUGGGAAAUCUAGAUUAUUCAGAUGGGUUUUAAAUUUUGCACCCUGAAAGUGGAUAAAAGGAUACUUUUUAUUUUUAAAAACAAAGUAUUCCUAUUAGAUUUGAAAUUUAAGGUACAUUAUUUUUAAAUAGAGUUUGUAUAAAAGGAAUUCUUCGAAACUCCGAUUACAUAGUUCAAUAGUUAUACUUACGUAUAGUUCUCAUAAAAUAAAAAGUGUGUGUGUGCAAGUGUGGCUGUCUGUCUAGAAGUGUCAAAUGCCAUUGAGUAAUAUCUUGAAGCAAUUCGGUUGCGAGCAGUGGCUUGCAUAGAGGGUAUGCACAGGAUAUGUAGAUGAUAUAAAAUGAAGAAAAUCU